GAAGAAAAGUCGCGAGGACAGGCCAGCGUCGCACCGGCGUCUUGAGCUCAGAUCUCCUCGUUCUAAGCGAUAUAUCCACCUCCACCUAAAUUCACAAGUCGAUAGAACCUGAAUUCUCCACGCUUUCGGCCAAUUUCGACGACGUCGACGCAUGGAGUCGGUCAUGCUGCGUGUCCGGCUGCUGCUGGGGACCAUGGCACUGGGCUAUGGUGUCAUCUUCGUGCUCUGUAUAUGGCUCGUCGUCUACAUGCGAUAUUAUCGAUCUGGAGCAUUACGAGGAGACACAAGAGCAGCACGUAGAGUGCUUCUACCAGCUUUUCAACCUCUGCUGUGGCUACUUACUGUAGUAUCCUUAGCAUACACCAUUUGCAUCACGUUGAUGCUGGUACUGGGACCGGAAUUGGGGGACUCUGGACUCGUGAGAUCCGAAGUUUAUUACAGUGGACGGCUCUUUGUGAUUGCAUUACCAGUGCUGUAUCUACAACAGCGAGCGGUGACAUUGAGAGCAUUAGUGCGAGCGUCAUUGCUUUCGUUAUUACUUGCAACUUAUAAUAUCCCGCUAGUAUGGUCAGUGAGCAAAGUAGCGGACGCGAGGACAGCACAUUAUGUGACAAUAGCAACUGGAGCCUUUCCAUUGUUUGUGCUGGGAUGGAUAUGCUUGAGGCCGUCAGAGAGAGCAAGUCAGAAGACAAUGCGCGAGUAUGCGGCGUUCGUGGUGAUUUACUAUGUGUUGAGGUUGACGUACGGGGAGUUGUUGUAUCUCGGUCAUAACUUCAGAGACGCCGCAUUCACAGUGACCCUAGUGUGUGUUUUCUGGGGGUCUUUAGUGCCUGUGGUGAUAUGGCGAGUACUCAAGGCCGAUACUGAUCACUGGAGGGGUCUUGGACGACGUGCAGUACAUCUCCAAUCGCUAUUUCGACAAAAGUAUCAUUACCUCCACGAACGCGUAUCAUCUCGAGGACUUCAUGUUCUCAUUGAAAUGCACCGGAAGCAGAUAAUUGAUUUUGCGUAUCUUGCAUUGCAACGAAAGAUCGGUGCUGGUGCGAGUGCAGUAGUGUUCCAAGGCAUGUUACACUCCAAGGUUCCAGUUGCAGUCAAAGUGUACACGCCGCGUGUACUAACGGAAGAGGUUGUGGCCGAAUUCUCACACGAGGCAGCACUGUGCGGUGCUUUUCACCACCCCAAUGUCGUCCGAUUCUACGGCAUGUGUGUGAGUCCACCCACGGUAUGUUUAGUCUCGGAAUUGUGCCAAGCUUCGCUCGAAGACGUCACACGCACCAGUGCUAGAUUGAGGUUACUAUAUCAGCAAAAUCAUGAACACGAGGCUGGACAAGAUAUCAGUCUUCCGAGCCGACUACAAGAGCGUCAACAACUCCUGAUUGACCUCAACUUCAUGAUAGACGCUACACGCGCUGUCGUGUAUAUGCACAGCUUCACACCAGCUUUCCUACAUCGAGAUCUUAAGCCAUCGAACUUCCUGGUUGACGACUUUGGUACCUGUAAACUGACGGACUUUGGAGAAUCACGCAGCGUUCCGACAAUGCAAAAGGACGACAAACUGAAGGCUGUAACUGAUACGACAGGUGCUACUGCGUCAACGUCAGCCACCGUGUUCUUCGGAGAGUCUUAUAUGGGGAUGCAGACUCCGACCACCUCGACACCGUUUGUGUCUCCUCCUGUGUCACUGCGGCCUUCAAUGCGUGACCGCGGACGCAGUGCGAUGACUGUCCGUGGUACAGCAGACUAUAUGGCUCCAGAGCUGAUUGAAGGCAAGGCUGGUACGGCUGUUUACGGCGAGGCUGCUGAUGUCUACUCGCUCGCGAUCACGUUGUGGGAUAUUGCGAAUCCUCUUGUACCCAAGUACCCGGAGGCAACUCGAAGUCAUCUCCAAGUUUUCGACAGCGUUCUUAAUGGCGAACGACCUCCACUCAGUUCAUCGCUACACCCUGAAUUGCGGAGAUUGUUUACAGAUGCGUGGCACCAGCAACCAGAGCGUCGACCGUCUGCGACCUACAUCCUCACGGCGCUAGAAACGCUUCAACAAGAGGUCAGUGCUCACACCGCGUUGGGUCUUGCUACAGCACUAGAGCGUUGCGAGGCGCCGUCUAUGGUGAACGGUCAAGUUCUUAUGCAGCGUAUGCUUGAGGUUGGCUAUGUGGACUCCGCGGCGGAGGCUUAUCGGAUGGGGAACUCGCUGAUGAGUGCCGGUUUCCUGCACCAUUCGCGGCAUCUUGAGUCGUUCCGAAAGACAUCCGAGCUCUUUUAUUUUGAUUCGGAUGUGUUGGAAUUGUACGCACCUGCCACACCCGACGGCACUCUAUUUACACCGUCAAGUCCUUUUAGCGCCACCUUCUCUGACGAAAUGCCUGGUCGUCGGAACAAGCAUCGACGUCGAGCUACAGAUUCUCCUAUGGCGACGCGAUGUUUCUCUCCUCCUGCUGUAAAGAAGCGAAGCUCGACGACUGCGUGUCAUCGCGCUAUUACCGAGAUUCCUGCCUGUGCCUGUGCUUGUCGGAAACUCGGUCGCGGUUUUGGUAACCAGGAACGCAGACACAAGCGCCGAUUCCGAAGAACCAAGAAAUGGUUUUCUAUUAUGGAGGAGAGCGUCUUCACUGGGAAGUUGCGCUCACAUAAUGCUGCGUCUCAUCCGUCUCUAGCGGAGACGGAUGGGUUUGAAGAGUACGGUGUUAGUGGCAAUUGGGAAGAUAUGGAGUCUGGCGAGACGACUGGUAUGAAUGUCUCGGAUGUGACCAGCAUUGACGAGAACUUGGAGCUUGAUCUCGACGACAUCGAGAGCACCGCCAAUGUGACCUUAGAGAGUGGCUGGGGCUCUCCUCGCUCGUCAAUCGUCAUCAUUUAG
This is a messenger RNA of Phytophthora infestans T30-4, 2860 nucleotides long. RefSeq names its product protein kinase. Gene Ontology annotation, molecular function: protein kinase activity; ATP binding. Gene Ontology annotation, biological process: protein phosphorylation. The transcript has a single exon. Lineage: Eukaryota; Oomycota; Peronosporomycetes; Peronosporales; Peronosporaceae. The coding region runs from base 152 to 2860 and encodes 902 amino acids. The record is from RefSeq and is a predicted model, not a curated record.